AUGCCUAUGGAAGCGCUGAUCAUUUCGCUAACAUGUGUCCAAUUGCACCCAACAGAUCCACGCCAACAAGACCCAGGGAUGACCUCUGUCGAAACUACAAGUAAUUCCCCUGUGCCUCCAACACCUGUCCCUUCAAACACCGCUGUAACUGACCAAGCUGCGUCGGCCGUCACCCAGGAACAGAGCAUGAUGAGAGAGCUGGCGAAUCGAACAAUUCCCGACGAGAACCUUAACAAGUACCUUCACCACCUCAAACCUAAAACACCUGUUAAUAUAGUUUACUUACAACAUGAAUUUAAAAAUCAUCCUGAUGUUUUGUUCAUUUCUAAUUUAGUCCAGGGUUUUCGCGAUGGAUUUUCUAUUGGUUUUGAGGGUCCCCGCAUGCCACAUUAA
Molecule: messenger RNA, 393 nt
Organism: Paramuricea clavata
Lineage: Eukaryota; Metazoa; Cnidaria; Anthozoa; Malacalcyonacea; Plexauridae
Source: the annotation of a GenBank genome assembly